This is a messenger RNA of Arabidopsis arenosa, 856 nucleotides long. NCBI's taxonomy places the organism in Eukaryota, Viridiplantae, Streptophyta, Magnoliopsida, Brassicales, Brassicaceae. The record is from the annotation of a GenBank genome assembly.
CUCAAGCAAGUGGUCUGAUUCUACAACUCCAUAUAUGGUCUCAUGGUCAUUACAAUCUGAACCCUCCGAUUCUGAUUGGAGCCGGUUUAAUCAUGGCUUCUCUUCUUCAUCCUCCGGUUAUUUCCCGGCGGAUGAUUGUGUCGGUGGGAUUGAAAAAGCUGAGUCACUUUCAAGAAGCCACCGUCAAGCUGAGAAAAGACGCCGUGACCGGAUUAAUUCUCACCUCACUGCUCUCCGGAAACUUGUCCCCAAUUCCGACAAGUUAGACAAAGCAGCUCUAUUAGCAACAGUGAUUGAACAAGUGAAGGAGCUCAAACAAAAAGCAACAGAAUCACCAAUCUUCCAAGAUCUUCCAACAGAAGCAAAUGAAGUAACUGUUCAGCCUGAAACCAUCUCUGACUUUGAAUCAAACACAAAUACAAUCAUCUUCAAAGCUUCGUUUUGCUGCGAAGAUCAACCCGAGGCAAUCUCAGAGAUCAUUAGAGUUCUCACUAAGCUAAAUCUCGAAACAAUCCAAGCUGAAAUCAUCUGUGUUGGAGGACGAAUGAGAAUCAAUUUCAUCCUAAGAGAUAGCAACUGCAAUGAGACUACAAACAUAGCUGCAUCAGCAAAAGCUUUGAAGCAAUCUCUCUGCGCUGCGUUAAACCGACUUACAUCUUCUUCUUCAACUACUUCAGUUUGCAGAAUCAGAAGCAAAAGACAAAGAUGGUUCCUCUCUUCUCACUACUCUCACAAUGAAUAAAUUUUCACGAUAUACAUAUACAUAGUAGAACAUAAACCACAUUAUUACUAAAGGUUUUGUCCGCAAUUUGGUUUGGAUUUGUUCCUACUAAACCAAUCAACAUUUGUAUAUCCU